Aspergillus versicolor CBS 583.65 is the source of this 932-nucleotide messenger RNA. RefSeq names its product MGR2/ROMO1 family protein. Gene Ontology annotation, biological process: protein insertion into mitochondrial inner membrane; protein import into mitochondrial matrix. The transcript has 5 exons. NCBI's taxonomy places the organism in Eukaryota, Fungi, Ascomycota, Eurotiomycetes, Eurotiales, Aspergillaceae. Gene Ontology annotation, cellular component: TIM23 mitochondrial import inner membrane translocase complex. The coding region runs from base 145 to 471 and encodes 108 amino acids. The record is from RefSeq and is a predicted model, not a curated record.
UGAUCGUCCGACAUUUGGAGACUGAGAGUUGUUGCAAGUGAACUCACAAAGCAUUAAGAAGACCUGCGGGUGCUUGAUUUGUGCGCUGAAUCGGCUUAUUUGAUACAAUAUUCUUGAUCUUACUGUUUGUUAUUUGAAUUCAAAAUGCCCGUUGUUGCAGGUCCUCCUCAAGCCCAUGGGCCCUCUACCUUCGACAAGAUGAAGAUGGGUGCGAUGAUGGGAUCAACUGUUGGCGGUAUUAUGGGCUUCAUCAUCGGAACUGUCACCAUCUUCCAGUAUGGUGCGGGCCCUAACGGCGUGAUGCGAACCCUGGGCAAAUACAUGGUUGGUUCUGGUGCGACAUUCGGUCUCUUCAUGUCGAUUGGUAGCGUUAUCCGUACCGAAGGUCCUCACAACGACGCCUGGCUCCGCGCUCGCGGGCCCCCGAUGAUGCUCCCCCGUCAAACUCCUCUGCGACGCGCGCAGGAAUAAGCCAACCGCCCCUGACAUUUUCGACUAGUCGGGGCGCAAGUGUCCGGCAAGCGACCGACGAUUGUACAAUAGCAUAUACUACGCCACAUAUUCUUAUCUGAGAUAUGGAAAAGUGGUGGAACAUCCCAAUCAUAGCAUAUAUGUUGAGGCAUAUGGCCUGGCUAGAAGGAGAGCAUAUUGAUUGUAAAGAACCUGCGGGACGUUAAGUUGAGCCACCAGGUAGCUCCGAACUGGCAAGGCGAUAUGUUUGGUUGUAUGGGUGUAGGUUAAUUAUUAAUGAGAAAGUUAUGAUCAGGAUAUGUUGUCUAAUAAUAGCUUAAACUCAACAAGUAUAAAAAACCUUCAUUGUUGUCAACUUAAAUUUGAUGUUGUUCUGAAUGCUGUUGACUAUAUAUAAAGUUUGACCUCUGGGGGAAUUAUUUAAAAUUACUCCACAAUGAACAAAAAAACCCACUCGAAAG